Molecule: messenger RNA, 2247 nt
Organism: Lichtheimia ornata
Lineage: Eukaryota; Fungi; Mucoromycota; Mucoromycetes; Mucorales; Lichtheimiaceae
Exons: 8
Coding region: 1-2247 (748 amino acids)
Molecular function (GO): DNA binding
Source: RefSeq, a predicted model, not a curated record
AUGUCGCACCCCGUCAAGGAUAUUGAUCGCACGCCCGAAUAUGAUCAGUUCAUGCAACAGCUACGGGACUUCCAUGAGAGCAAAGGGACGCCAUUUCAACCUGAACCCGUUCUUGGAGGCCAAAAGCUAGAUCUGCUCAAAAUCUAUCAGACUGUGAUUAAGGCUGGCGGUUACAAAAAGGUGACAGAAAACCGCGGCUGGAAGCAAGUAGGCGAUCCAUUCGAUUUCCCUCCAACAUGCACCAACAGUGCCUAUAUCCUUAAGCUUGUUUAUACAAAAAACCUCCUUGGAUGGGAAGAAGAACACUAUUGGAAACGACCAUGGAAUCCACCCAAGGAACAAUUCGAGCUUAAAACCAUUGGCACACCAUCCACCGCAUCAACGCCUGCUGCAAGUAAACCACGCGACUCAGCACGUAAAACAGCUACAGCAUUUACCUAUCAAAACGCACAACCGAUUCCUGCUUUUCCACCUCCAGGAAUGAUGGCUCCACCUCCCGCACCCAUUUUUCAUCAGCCACAGAGAGAGAUGUGGAUAGAGGUUUAUGUGGAUGAAUCCUUUCCUACGCGCAUCAUGCACUCAUUGACAUGUACGUUGCCGAAUGAAAUCGAUUGGGCCUUCAACGUCCUUGUCCGAUUUUCGUGUACAGCCGAGAAUUUCAGCAUUGACUACAUGCCAACCUUGAUUGACAGCCUGGUGGAAUUUGCUGAACCCUUUUUCAAGACACACAUUCAGCCUAUCUUGGAGCACCUUGAACAAGUCAAAGAACAGGACGAUGAAUCACCUGCGCCUGUGGAAAACUUGUUUAGCAGCAAAAAGAUCCAACAAGAAUACGAACGCGUCUUGCAAGUGUUUCAUGUCAUUCGCAACUUUUCAUUCACGGAUAUCAACAUUCGAUCCUUGGCACAAAACGCACGUCUUCGAGAUUUAUUAAUGAUGGCCAUCUCCCUUCCCACCGAUUCACAAUACGCCGAGCUCAGUCGACACAGUCUCGAUAUUAUCGAAAGCAUCUCGCCACAAAUUGUGCUUCAGAGCACCGACGACGAUUAUUUAAUGGCCAUGCACAGGCUGCUCACAUCGCCCGAUCGCGCUCUCGUCCUUGGUGCUCUCAGAGCCUUGACACGGGUUGCUGUGAGUGAGUCGAAUGAAAGUAUACUCGCAGCUGUCCAUUACCAGAAUAUCAUUGUGCGCAUGAGUCAAUUUCUCUUGGUGGAUGAUGAGGAGCUGGUCGCCGCUACGUUGGAAUACCUUUAUCAAUACUCAAGUCUCAAAGGCAACUUUUCAGUAACACUACUCAAGAAUUAUCCUGGCAAUCUCGUUGGCUUGCUUGUUGGUUAUUUGUCAUACAAAUCUACAUUGGCACCACGCACUUCCGCAUUAAACAGCACCAUCCAUUCCAUCCCAGCAGCACAAUUUGCAAAAGAAAGCAAAGGACAGGCACAACCACCCGCUAUUCCCGAUCUCACUGAAUACAUGAACUUGGAUGAACCAUAUCGAUGUUUGGGAUGGCUGAGAGAGAAGCUUGUUGCUGGUACAGCAGAAGACAAGAUCGAAUUUAAAACCAUAUUUGGCGAAUACAACGAGCUCUUUGGCAAGCAAAAGCCGUUAGCUACCAAGGAAUUCUACACUGUGCUUAAGAUUGCAUUUCCUCAACCGGAUUCUGUGGAAGAAGCUGUCAAGACCGGUUCUGUGCCUAUGAAUGAUCUUGUCUUGGGCAAAGUAAAGUACGCACCACCCAAAGAGCCUGAAAUGGUCGAAUGUCAUUGGGCUGAUUGUACCGAAAAAUUCAAGGACGAAGAAGGAUUACAUGCUCAUCUCGUGGACGUGCACGUGAAAACAAUAGAGGAAACGGCAGCCAACGAGGGAGAUCAGAUGGAUACGAGUGAUGAUGAUACUCAACCUGAAGGGAAGACUUAUGAAUGUCGAUGGAUGGCAUGUGGACGACGGGGAUUCAAGCAUAAAGGAAGAAUAUUUCAGCAUUUGCGGACCCAUUUCCCAGGCAGAGUGACCAAGCCAAUGAAACGACGCAAUGAUAAGCUUUCGAUUGAGAAAAUACCAGUGGAUGAUGAGGAUGUAUCGGGUGUUCCAUUGACAGCUGCUUUACUCUUACGCAACCUUGCACGUACACGUGAACUCCAGAGUUUCCUGCUACCCUACAAGGUUGAGUUGGCACAAUUAGCUUUCCAGAGACCCAAGUUAGGUGCCUAUGCCAUCUCCGUACUUGAAGAAUUGCAUGCUGCCAGCUGA